Messenger RNA from Colletotrichum aenigma, 948 nucleotides. RefSeq names its product cAMP-dependent protein kinase type 2 (gene TPK2). NCBI's taxonomy places the organism in Eukaryota, Fungi, Ascomycota, Sordariomycetes, Glomerellales, Glomerellaceae. The coding region runs from base 1 to 948 and encodes 315 amino acids. Gene Ontology annotation, cellular component: cAMP-dependent protein kinase complex; nucleus. Gene Ontology annotation, biological process: peptidyl-serine phosphorylation. Gene Ontology annotation, molecular function: ATP binding; cAMP-dependent protein kinase activity. The transcript has a single exon. The record is from RefSeq and is a predicted model, not a curated record.
AUGCCUACCCUCGGCUUUCUCAAGAAAAAACGGACGAGGGAGGGCAAUCAAGACUCUCAGGGCGCCAGCUUACCCACCAGCCCAGUGACGCCUACCUCUUCGAAGCCCUUCGACAGUUCUAUCUCGACCACUCUUUCCUCUCUGUCCUCCAACGGCCAGGGACAGAAGCACGAGGAUUCGGCCUCUUUCGAGGCCGCAAAACACCAGCAGAUGUAUCCCGUCACCGUCCAUCCGCCUAAUCAAUCGGCACCCCACCAGCCUCACAACAACAACAACAACAACAACAACCAAGCCGACCAGCAGAACCUCCCGAGCAUCAGUAACCUCAUCAACCCGCCCCAGCAUGACGGUGCCGCCAACAACGGCCAAUACCUAGCGCAACCGCAAGCCCCUCAACCCAAUCCAAGCCCCGGUACCGAUCCCUCGCGCCUCCAACAGCAGCAGCAGCAGUCGAUGUUACACGCUCCUCAACAGCAGCAAAGCAUGCAGCAGCAGCAACAGCAGCAGGCAGCUGCAGACGCGGUCCGACAGACCAAGGGGAAAUACACGCUGCAAGACUUUGAUAUUUUGCGGACGCUUGGAACGGGUAGCUUUGGAAGAGUGCACCUUGUGCAAUCCAAGCACAACCAGCGCUUCUAUGCCGUCAAGGUGUUGAAGAAGGCGCAGGUCGUCAAAAUGAAGCAGGUCGAACAUACCAACGACGAGAGGCGCAUGCUGGGCGAGGUCAAGCACCCAUUCUUGAUCACGUUAUGGGGUACGUUUCAGGAUUCCAAGAACCUGUACAUGGUGAUGGACUUUGUCGAAGGUGGUGAACUCUUCUCGCUGCUAAGGAAAUCGGGGGUAUGUGAAGUUCUAAAAGAAACCAUGUCAUCCAUGACUGAGCUAACGCGAUCUCUCAGCGAUUCCCGAACCCCGUUGCAAAAUUCUACGCCGCCGAAGUCACAUUAG